Molecule: messenger RNA, 1347 nt
Organism: Penicillium pulvis
Lineage: Eukaryota; Fungi; Ascomycota; Eurotiomycetes; Eurotiales; Aspergillaceae
Product: putative cofactor for methionyl- and glutamyl-tRNA synthetases
Exons: 1
Coding region: 1-1347 (448 amino acids)
Cellular component (GO): methionyl glutamyl tRNA synthetase complex
Molecular function (GO): tRNA binding
Source: RefSeq, a predicted model, not a curated record
AUGGCGACCGCAGCAGCCCCCGAGUCCUCUCUCCUGUCCCUCCUCUACCGCUCAUACCCUACCGCCAUCUCUCCCGAUGCCACCGAGCUCGAUUACUUCCAUGCCUCUCCUAAGAUUUUCCCUCAGGUCACCUUCAGCGAGGCCGAGGAGGCCGACAUCAAGCAGUGGCUGAACACCGUCACUGGCUUGACCACCGCUACCGCCAGCAAUGACAAGCCUGUCAUUGAGAACAUCUUGGCUCAGCUGAACACCCACCUCGCCACCCGCACCACCCUGCUCGGUGCGAAGCCCUCGGUCGCUGAUAUUGCCGUGUACGCUUUUGUUGCUCCCAUCGUCGAGAAGUGGACAUCCGAGGAGCGCACAGGCGAGAAGGGAUACCACCACAUUGUGCGUCACGUCGAUUUUGUCCAGAACUCGCGCCUCUUUGCGCUGCAGAUUCCCAGUGAGGAGAAGAUCGCCAUCGAUGUGAACGACGUCAAGUUCGUGCCCAAGCCUGUCGACCCCAAGGAGGAGAAGGAGCGUAAGAAGAAGGAGAAGGCUGCUCAGCAAGGCGCCGGCGCCGAGGCCCAGAAGCCCCUUGUUGUUGGUCAGGGUAAGCCCGAGAAGGCUGCCAAGGCUGAAGCUGCCCCCGCCGAUUCUGCUGCUGCUGCCGCCGCUGCCGGCCACAAGACUGGCAAGAAGGAGAAGAAGGAGAAGAAGGAGAAGGCUCCCAAGCCUGCUCCAGUUGCCGCUGUUCCUUCCUCCCCCUCCAUCAUUGAUCUGCGUGUCGGCCACAUUCUGCGCGCCAUUAACCACCCCAACGCCGACUCCCUCUUCGUUUCCACCGUCGACUGUGGUGACGCCCCUGGCUCCGAUAACACCUCUUUGGAUGAGGAGACCGGUAAGACUGUCCGGACAGUCUGCUCCGGUCUGAACGGUCUUAUCCCCCUGGAGGAGAUGCAAGGCCGUAAGAUUGUUGCCGUCUGCAACUUGAAGCCUGUCACCAUGCGUGGCAUCAAGUCCGCCGCCAUGGUUCUGGCUGCCUCUCCCCGUGUUGCGGAGGGUGAGGAUUCUCACGCUGGCCCCGUCGAGCUUGUCAUUCCCCCUGCUGACGCCCCUGCUGGUGAGCGCAUUAGCUUCCAGGGCUGGGCCGAGGGCGAGCCUGAGAAGCAGCUCAACCCCAAGAAGAAGAUCUGGGAGACUUUCCAGCCUGGCUUCGGUACCAACGAUGACCUCGAGGUUAUCUUUGACAGCAACGCUGUCCCCGCUGUCAAGGGCCAGGAGGGCAAGCCUGCUAUCGGCAAGCUGGUUACUGCCUCCGGCGUUAUCUGCACUGUCAAGACUCUCAAGGGUGCUACCGUGCGGUAA